AUGCAACGCCGCACAAGAACUCUCGCUCAAAUCGAGCUCCUCCCGACAGAACUCCAACAAGAAAUCAUGUCACGGGAUGCUAAGUUCUCAAUCGAUGCCCUACACAAUCUCAUUAUAGCAUCCCCUACUCUAGCCGACGUUGCCGCAGAUCCACACGUAUACAAGAACAUCAAUCUCCACACCCUCACAGUCUUUCCUCUCACAACCCUAACCAUCUACAAAGAUCUGAUGGAACGAUGCCUUAACGCCGGUAACGUCCAAGCUCACUACAUACGUGGGUUACAAGAAUAUUUCCACCACAACAACAUCGCCGCUGGUUUGCCUCAUAUCAAAAUCGCUGCAGAAGGUUUGUACGACAACACCAUAUACCUUUAUGCUCUAAUAAUGAUGUGUAGUGGACAACAAGAAAUAGGAAGAACGAUGCUCGAUUCACUCGGAUGGAGAACCAACAAGAAACGUGCCGACACCUGCUGGAGAAACAUUAAGAAGUCACUUCAUGGCGUCCAAGUUAUAACUCUAGACACCACUACGGACGCUUACAGAGAGGCUAGAGAACCAAUCACAUGUCACCGAUACCAGAUGCGGGUUCGAUGUGAGCACUGCUACUAUUACAAGCAGAUCUACAAAUUUACUUUCACAGUUUAG
Messenger RNA from Eruca vesicaria subsp. sativa (arugula), 645 nucleotides. Lineage: Eukaryota; Viridiplantae; Streptophyta; Magnoliopsida; Brassicales; Brassicaceae. The record is from the annotation of a GenBank genome assembly.